Camarhynchus parvulus is the source of this 2838-nucleotide messenger RNA. RefSeq names its product 3-hydroxy-3-methylglutaryl-CoA lyase (gene HMGCL). The record is from RefSeq and is a predicted model, not a curated record. Gene Ontology annotation, molecular function: hydroxymethylglutaryl-CoA lyase activity; alpha-L-fucosidase activity. NCBI's taxonomy places the organism in Eukaryota, Metazoa, Chordata, Aves, Passeriformes, Thraupidae. The transcript is spliced from 16 exons. Bases 9 to 2375 code for a protein of 788 amino acids. Gene Ontology annotation, cellular component: lysosome. Gene Ontology annotation, biological process: fucose metabolic process; ketone body biosynthetic process; glycoside catabolic process.
ACGGGGCCAUGGCGGCGCUGGCCCUGCUCGGUGUGGCGGCCGCGCUGGGCCCGGGCCUGGCCGCGCCCCGCUACCGCCCGGACUGGGCCAGCCUGGACGCGCGGCCGCUGCCGGCCUGGUACGACCGGGCCAAGGUGGGGGUGUUCGUGCACUGGGGGGUGUUCUCCGUGCCGGCCUGGGGCUCCGAGUGGUUCUGGUGGCACUGGCAGGGCCAGCACGAUGCCGCCUACGAGAGCUUCGUGCGCCGCCGCUUCCCGCCCGGCACCACCUACGCGGACUUCGCGCCGCAUUUCACCGCCCACGACUUCCAGCCCCGACAGUGGGCACAGCUCUUCCAGCGGGCCGGGGCCAGAUAUGUGGUCCUGACCACGAAGCACCACGAGGGCUUCACCAACUGGGGGUCACCAGUGUCCUGGAACUGGAAUUCUGUGGAUACAGGGCCCCACCGGGACCUGGUGGCAGAGCUGGGAGAGGCCCUCAGGGAGAGCAACCUCCAUUAUGGGCUGUAUCACUCCCUGAUGGAGUGGUUUAACCCUCUCUACCUCGCUGACAAACAAAAUGACUUCAAGACCCAGAGCUUCGUUUUAAAGAAGACAAUGCCAGAACUUUAUGAUCUUGUCUUAAAGUACAAACCAGACCUGAUCUGGUCGGAUGGGGACUGGGAAGCUCCAGAUUCCUACUGGAAUUCCACCUCUUUCCUUGCCUGGCUCUACAACGACAGCCCUGUCAAGGACACCGUGGUUGUCAACGAUCGCUGGGGUCGGGGCUGCUCCUGCCGCCACGGGGGUUUCUACAACUGUGCUGACAAGUACAGGCCAGGCACCCUGCCAGAGCACAAGUGGGAGAUGUGCUCCUCCCUGGACAGGCUCUCCUGGGGCUACCGCAGCAACAUGAGCCUGCCUGACGUGAUGGAUGAAAUGAGUGUGAUCGAGGAACUGGUGCAGACUGUGAGUUUGGGUGGCAACUACCUCCUCAAUGUGGGACCUACCAAAGAAGGGAUGAUUGUCCCCAUCUUCCAAGAAAGACUCCUGGCCCUUGGGAGGUGGCUGGACACCAAUGGGGAGGCAAUUUAUGAAUCCCAGCCUUGGAGGGUGCAGAUGGAGAACACCACAGACACUGUCUGGUACACCUCCAAGGGACCAGUGGUCUUUGCCAUCUUCCUGCUCUGGCCUCGGGACAAUGUCCUGCACCUGUCCUCACCCAUUCCAUCUCCAGGCACGCAGGGACAACGGAGCGAUGGCCUCUGCCUCACUGCCCCAUCACCGGUGCCGGUGACCCCUGGCGCGGAGCGGGGCCCGCCCCAAACAAACAGCUCCGUGUUUACUCGGCGCACCGGGCACCGGCAAGGCCCCGCUAUAAGUGCGCGGCGGGCGCGGCGGCGGGCAGAGGCGCAGGGGAAGAUGCCGCGCUGCGACACGGGCUGCGCGCCGCGGGACGGCGCCUGGGGACAGGUGAGCUCCGCUGCGGCGGCGGGCGGGGCGUACCCCAAGCGAGUGAAGGUGGUGGAGGUGGGACCCCGCGAUGGGCUCCAGAACGAGAAGAAUCUUGUGCCCACCCCAGUGAAGAUCAAUUUAAUCAACAUGCUGUCAGAGACAGGGCUGCAGGUCAUAGAGGCCACCAGCUUCGUGUCCCCCAAGUGGGUUCCUCAGAUGGCUGAUCACACCGAGGUCCUGCAGGGCAUCAAGAAAUCACCUGGGAUCAGUUACCCUGUGCUCACCCCAAACCUCAGGGGCUUCCAGGCAGCGGUGGCAGCAGGGGCCAAAGAGGUGUCAGUCUUUGGGGCAGCAUCUGAGCUCUUCACCCAGAAAAACAUCAACUGCUCCAUCGAGGAGAGCCUGGAGAGGUUUGAGGAGGUGAUGAGGGCAGCGAAGGAAGCCAGCAUUCCUGUCAGGGGAUACGUCUCCUGUGUCCUUGGAUGUCCCUAUGAAGGGAAGAUUUCUGCAGCUAAAGUUGCAGAGGUCUCCAAGAAGAUGUACUCCAUGGGGUGCUACGAGAUCUCGCUGGGGGACACCAUCGGCGUGGGCACCCCGGGCAGCAUGAGGGAGAUGCUGGCCGUGGUGAUGAAGGAGGUGCCCGUGGGGGCUCUGGCUGUUCACUGCCACGACACCUAUGGCCAGGCCCUGGCCAACAUCCUGGUGGCCCUGCAGAUGGGGGUGAGCGUGGUGGACGCCUCCGUGGCCGGCCUUGGGGGGUGUCCCUAUGCCCGGGGAGCCUCUGGGAACGUGGCCACAGAGGACUUGGUGUACAUGCUCAACGGGCUGGGCAUCCACACGGGGGUGGAUCUGCAGAAGCUGAUGGACACAGGCACCUUCAUCUGCAACGCCCUGAACAGAAAAACCAACUCCAAGGUGUCUCAGGCCUCCUGCAGACUGUGACACUGGGUGGGAUUUCUCCUUGGAUCAAGAAACUGAGGAUCCUGCCCUGGCUGGGAUUCCUGUCUGACCUCCUGAGCUCCUUCCCAGCUCAGCAUUUGAGAGGAAGCUCAAAAUCCACCAGAAUUAGGAAGAAGUGAGAGAAUAUCCUGUUAGAUUGUGUUAUACUGGACCUUGAGGGUGUCCCCAUGUGCCUUGGAGAGGGGAGGACGUGGAGGGGCAGAGGAGAGCCCAGAGCAGAGCAGCAGCUCCUGCCUGCAGGGCCAAGGACAAGCACAGCUUUGGCAGUUAGAGCCCAGCUCAGGCUGUCCCUUCUCCCCUCCACAAACAGCCAAAGGCUGAGCCCAAACCUCCCCUGGGGCCCCCUCAGCCUUCAGGGGUGUGUGUGCUGCUGCACUGUGUAUCUGUUGUAAGAUACUCAGCACACCAGGAGUAAUAAACACGUUAUUUAAUAAUCUAAAGUGUG